This is a messenger RNA of Emys orbicularis (European pond turtle), 1527 nucleotides long. Its product is annotated as zinc finger protein OZF-like. The record is from RefSeq and is a predicted model, not a curated record. Gene Ontology annotation, molecular function: DNA-binding transcription factor activity; RNA polymerase II cis-regulatory region sequence-specific DNA binding. The transcript has 3 exons. Lineage: Eukaryota; Metazoa; Chordata; Testudines; Emydidae. Gene Ontology annotation, biological process: regulation of transcription by RNA polymerase II. Bases 1 to 1527 code for a protein of 508 amino acids.
AUGCGGGAGAAUUAUGAGACUGUGACUUCGCUGGAUGAUGGGAUGGUGAGUGAGAUUGAGGAGGAGAAUCCUGAGCAGGAAGGUCCUGAGCAAGUGGAACCACAGGGGACAGUAUCGGGAAGAGCUGAAGGGGAUAUUUCCCAGAGUCCUGAGGAGGGAGAAAACCAUGAGGGUCAGAGCGAGCCAGAGACAGAGCAAGGAAACCACUCAGCGGAGAGACAGGGUAAAUCCAGAGGAAUUAGGAAAAUCAAAGAAACUGUUCAACAGAGAAUCCCCACUGGAGAAAGACCCUACACAUGUGGUGACUGUAGGAAAAGCUUCCAAUACAGAUCAGCCCUUAUUAGACACCAGAGAAUUCACACAGGAGAGAGACCCUACAAGUGUCUCGACUGUGGGAAAAGCUUCAGACAGACCUCAGCCCUUAGUAAACAUCAUACACUGCACACGGGAGAGAGACCCUAUAAGUGUCUAGAGUGUGGGAAAAGCUUCCGUCAGAGGUUCCACCUUAUUAAACAUCAGAGAAUCCACACGGGCGAGCGACCCUAUGAAUGCCUUAUGUGUGGGAAAAGCUUCAGUGAGAAUUCACAGCUUCUAUCUCAUCAGAGAACCCACACAGGAGAGAGACCCUAUAACUGCCCCGAUUGCGGGAAAAGCUUCCGUCAUAGAUCAGUCCUCAUUGAACAUCAGAGAAUCCACACGGGAGAGAAACCCUACAAAUGCAAUGAGUGCGGGAAAAGCUUCAGUCGGUUCUCUCACCUCCUAUCACAUCAGAGAACCCACACAGGAGAGAAACCCUAUAACUGCCCUGACUGUGGGAAAAGCUUCAGUGAAAGCUCAACCCUUAUUCAACAUCAGAGAAUCCACACGGGAGAGAAACCCUACAAAUGCAAAGAGUGUGGGAAAAGCUUCAGUCACAUCUCACACUUCCUAACACAUCAGAGAAUUCACACAGGAGAGAAACCCUAUAACUGCCCUGAUUGUGGGAAAAGCUUCAGUCACAACUCAACUUUUACUCAACAUCAGAGUAUCCACACAGGAGAGAAACCCUACAAGUGCAAUGAGUGUGGGAAAAGCUUCAGCCGGAUCUCACGCCUCCUAUCGCAUCAGAGAAUCCACACAGGAGAGAAACCCUAUAACUGCUCUGACUGCGGGAAAAGCUUCCGUCAGAGCUCAACCCUCACUAAACAUAGGAGAAUCCACAGUGGAGAAAGACCCUAUGAGUGUAUUGACUGUGGGAAAAGCUUCAGUCAGAAUUCACAGCUUCUAUCACAUCAGAGAACCCACACAGGAGAGCGACCCUAUAACUGCCCCGAUUGCGGGAAAAGCUUCCGUCAUAGCUCAGUCCUUAUUGAACAUCAGAGAAUCCACACGGGAGAGAAACCCUUCAAAUGUGCUGAGUGUGGGAAAAGCUUCAGAAUCCACACUGGAGAGAAACUCUAUAACUGCCCUGACUGCGGGAAAAGCUUCUGUCAGAGGUCAGUCCUUGUUCCUCACCAGAGAAUCCACACAGGGGAGAAACCCUUUUAA